Molecule: messenger RNA, 1805 nt
Organism: Neodiprion fabricii
Lineage: Eukaryota; Metazoa; Arthropoda; Insecta; Hymenoptera; Diprionidae
Product: cell division cycle protein 123 homolog
Exons: 6
Coding region: 135-1118 (327 amino acids)
Cellular component (GO): cytoplasm
Source: RefSeq, a predicted model, not a curated record
CGAAAACUUUAAGAACUGCUCGUCUAUGUAACGUCUGAAUUCGUUGGUAAUAAUAUUACAUCGUGCCUCUACCCUCCCUAGAUCUAACGACUGAUCCGAAAACUUCCAUUUCUAUCGGAGAUUGUCUAUAGAAAAUGAUUGCCGAGUGUUCGUUUAGCGUUUGGUAUCCGUUGUUCGGCAAAGAGUCAUUGGAGGCUGUCACCGUUCCGAUACCAGAUGAGGUUAUGGCGUACCUGGAGCAUGAGUCGUUUCGAUUACCUGUAGAGGCGCGAAAUUAUUCGAAAUCAUGCAGCUCGAGAUGGUCCGACGGUACUUUGGUACUACCGAAUGACAACGACGACGUUCACCUAGACCAAGCACAAUUUACGAAUGAUUUAAGCGAGCCGUCUUAUCCGAUGUUCAGCAAUCAAAUUAAGGAUGUCCUUAACGAAUUUGGUGCAGUGUUUGUUAAAUUGAACUGGAGCGCACCUUUGGAUGCAGCAUGGGUCGCCCCUACAAAAACACUAAGAUGCACAACCUUGGAAGAAAUCUAUCUAUUGCUCAAAAGUUCAGAUCGAUUGGUAAAAGACCUGAAUCAGCUACAAUCCUUAAAGGAUAAGAAGGUGAAUGUGCCACCCUGCCUGGUCUUGAAGAAAUGGCGUGAAAUAAAUCCCUGUACAGAGUUUCGUUGCUUUGUGAUAAAUGGCGAGCUUGUUGGAAUUUGUCAGCGAGACCUAUCGCAAUAUUAUCUGUAUAUCGAAACGGAGAAGUAUGACAUACGCCAGGAUAUCAAGAGUUUAUUCCAUGAACGGAUAAAGAAGAGAUUUGAAUCAUUGACAAAUUAUGUAUUUGAUGUGAUUCGUCACAAAAAAGAUCAUGUCAAAAUAAUCGAUUUUAGUCCGUACGUCCCAGGUAGCACAAAGACCCUGCUAUUCAUGAAGGAAGAACUUAAUGGACCCAUUUUCAAUCCCCCAGAGUUUCGCCUUAUUGGUGAAAAUGUUGCAAUUCAACCUAAUAACGCAAGCACUUUUUGCAUUCCAAGAGAAAUCAACGAGUUCUAUCAGACCAACAGUUCACAGUCUAUGAUGGAUAUCAUUCAGCAAGGUAUGGUUAACAUCUUAACUAACCAAAAGAACUAAACAGCUGUUGAACUCAACAGGAAGUUCACAAUCAGAAUGAGCUGUGUGAAAUGAAUAAACAACCAAAUCGAUCUACUGAUGAGGAUUACCAGUGAUGGAAGUACGAAGAUUUUGUCUACUAUUACUGUUUACGCCUAAAGUGCAAUUACUUACCCAUUAUUACCAGUUAUAGGUAAAUGUUGUGACAGUUAUUCAUUAAUGCUGCGGCUAGCCACUUCAUCUCUUGUAAGUCUGCAUCUGCCAUUGACUGACAUACAUUUUUCUUAUUGUGCACAGUUUUUUCACUCAAUGUAGUCGAUUAUUUUUCACUGAAGCUCAAAAAUCAUUAUUUUCAAAAUGUUUGCUCAUUAAGUUAAUUACUUAAUUGUAUAAAAUACACUAUCAUUGACUCUGCUCAAAUAGUGCUUGAUUCAGCGAACAAGAUGUUAUGUCAUACUUUCGGCAGAUUCAUUCAUAGAAUAAUCGAAAUACCUGUUGUAUGUCAUCCACUGUUGGCAAUUACAAUAAUAUAAUGUUUUAUGUACAGAAAUAUGUGAAAAGAAUUAAUAAAUCUGACUCUGUUGUAAUAUACUUAUUUUCAAGUGUUUACGAUUACGCUCAACCUUUGUUCUGCCAUCCUACAUUGUGCUCAGAUUACAAAUACAUACAAGCUAAUAGAGAAUGAGUUCUAUGAAGCUACCAUAUAGA